Mycena citricolor is the source of this 3095-nucleotide messenger RNA. The record is from the annotation of a GenBank genome assembly. NCBI's taxonomy places the organism in Eukaryota, Fungi, Basidiomycota, Agaricomycetes, Agaricales, Mycenaceae.
CUAGACUCGUCGUAAGGCUGUGACUACACCUUGGCUCUUCAUUCGCUUUCCUCCACACGCUCACCUUCGCGUGGAAUUUGUCGAGAGCCGGACCCCUGCAAUGAGCGUCACCGCACCGACCAAAAUCGCCCAUGCCAUCGAGCAGAUCCAGCGUCCGCGAGCGACAGACAUCGACUUCACACAGUACGUUCUGGAGGAUGGAACGUCUAUAAGCACGCAGGAGCGUGUUAUCAAGGAUGUCCAGGCACCCUCCCCUGGUGUGCCUACCGAAGCUCAGUUCUUCUCCUCGACCGAUCCCACCAAACCCGACAUCGCGUUCCUGAAAAACCACUUCUACCGGGAGGGCCGUCUGACGGAGGAUCAGGCGCUGUACAUUCUUGCCAAAGCGACGGAGAUCCUGCGGCAAGAGCCCAACGUUCUGAACGUCGAUGCACCGAUAACAGUUUGCGGCGAUAUCCACGGACAAUAUUAUGACUUGAUGAAGCUCUUUGAAGUGGGAGGAAGUCCCGCGGAUACUCGGUAUCUAUUCUUGGGCGAUUACGUCGAUCGGGGUUACUUCAGUAUCGAGUGUGUCCUGUACCUCUGGUCGCUGAAGAUCUGGUACCCGGAAACUCUCUUCUUGCUGCGCGGUAACCACGAAUGCCGGCACUUGACUGACUAUUUCACAUUCAAGCUGGAGUGCAAACAUAAGUAUUCUGAGCGCAUAUACGAUGCAUGCAUGGACUCUUUCUGUUGUUUGCCCCUAGCCGCUGUCAUGAACAAACAGUUCUUGUGCAUACACGGUGGUCUCUCCCCCGAACUAAACACCUUGGACGACAUCCGCGCGAUUGACCGUUUCCGGGAACCGCCGACGCAGGGCCUUAUGUGUGAUAUCUUGUGGGCCGACCCCGUGGAGGAUUUUGGGUCCGAGAAGACGACAGAUAACUUUUUGCACAAUCACGUACGGGGCUGCUCGUACUUCUUCACUUAUCAGGCUGCGUGCCAGUUCCUCGAACGGAAUAACCUGCUUUCGAUCAUCCGCGCUCAUGAGGCUCAGGACGCAGGUUAUCGGAUGUACCGCAAGACCAAGACGACAGGCUUCCCGUCGGUGAUGACGAUUUUCUCGGCGCCAAACUAUCUGGAUGUGUACAACAACAAAGCUGCGGUGCUCAAGUACGAAAGCAAUGUGAUGAACAUCCGUCAAUUCAAUUGCACUCCUCAUCCGUACUGGCUACCGAACUUUAUGGACGUCUUCACAUGGAGCCUUCCUUUCGUGGGAGAAAAGAUUACUGACAUGCUGGUCGCGGUCCUGAACACUUGCACCAAGGAAGAACUGGAGGAGGAGGAGGAGGAGAUGACGUUGGCUUCGCCGGCGUCGCCGACGUCUCCAGAGAGCCUUGAGCGACGCAAGGUGAUCAAGAACAAGAUCAUGGCUGUGGGUCGCAUGGCACGAGUCUUUGCCUUGCUGCGUGAGGAGUCUGAGAAGGUCUCCGAGCUCAAGAGUGUUUCUGGAUCGAACAAGCUGCCGUAUGGCACGCUGGCGUCGGGUUCAGAGGGAAUCAAGGAAGCAAUCAGCAGCUUUGAUGACGCACGCAAAUCCGACAUUGAAAACGAGCGACUGCCCCCAGACCUAUUCGAUGCCUCAUCAGACGAGGGCAAGGCCAUACUGUCUGGUUCAUCAUCAUCCUCUGUGCCAUCCACUCCUCUGGACAGCGAGCCUAUUGGCUCAGAAGCGAUGAGCCCCGCCUCGCUGGAGGCUGCUCUUGAGCAGCAGCAGAAGCCACCCCUAGCACUCAACACAUCCUCUCCUGUGUUGGGCACCGGUGCCAGCAUCGGCUCGCCUGUGGCCAGCCCAUCUUCGCAAGCGCCGCCGUCACCGACGAUGGCCCAGCCGUUCCGCCGGGCCCAUGGCCGACAGGCCAGCUUGGGUACGACAAUGACCAGCCCGAGUACCCGUCGCCGCAGUCUGGAGAGCACGAUGAGCCUGAUCCAGGGAGUCUGGGACGGGCAGAGUCCCAUCCCGGAGGAAACGCCUGCGGUUGCUGACGUCGAUGGGCUUGCAGGUAAGCUUGCGGGCAGCACCGUGGAUGCAGUUCAGAAGUGAAAUAGUCAAUUGUCGUUGGCGUGUACAUACCUACUUAUAUAGCUCCGGAUAUUCUCACUUUCUCUUCUCUUGAUGUGAUACUCAAUACUCAUGUCACGAUCAGGCGCUUCGUAGUGACGAGCGUGUCUUUCCCCACAACCACUUUGUCCCGAGUUUUUUUUGCCUCUUGUGUAGCAUGUUUUUGCACGCGAUUGAUUGAAGGCACACUGACUGCAUAGAUGGAGACUUGAAGACUGACAACUAUGGCGAUCCUGAUCAUGAUGUGGUGUCUCGGGGGCACUGAACGUCACGAUCGACGACACCGAUCAGUCUAUCAUAUACACCGGCGCCGGCGAGCGUGCCAAGCCCUGUAUCUUCAACGGAACUCAAUUCGCGGGCGGCCAGCCGGGGUGCUUCCUCAAUGGGCCCGAGCCGUGCUCGACUGGGGCGCGCCUUAUCUCCUCCCAGUCGGGCUCGCUCUCGAUGACGUUUAAUGGCACCGCGAUCUACCUGAACGCGCUCCUGAACGACAUCAGCAACAUGUACACCGUCUCGCUCGACGGAAACUCCAAGGACGUCGACGGGGUGCGGCCCGGCGGCGCGCUGGGGUGCCACACACUGGCGUCGUUCGCGGGGCUCGAUCCCAGUGCGGAGCACACCAUCGGCCUCAGCAUCAAGGGCCUGGCGGACGACCGGAACAGGACGCACGGGAACGCCAGCGAAUUCUUCUUCUGGCUGGACAACUUCGUGAUCACGGUUCCCGAUAACACGACCGCGACGGUUGUGUCGAGUUCUUCAGUGGUGGCAUCAUCUGCAUUUGCGUCUACGGCAACUCCUAGUGCCACGAGUGCAGGGCUUAGCACCCACGCUCACACCCUUUGCAUCAUUGGAGUUGCAACUUUGGUCAUUGGGCUUGUGGGCUUCUAGUUAUUUAUUGUUUAUUGUCUCUCCUGUCUUUAUCGCACCAAGUACUGGAUAUGAUCUAGAUUCAUGCUGUAUCAUUCUUUCCGUCAAUGUCCACCUGUUCUUGUGA